AUGGUCGGCAUCUACUCAAACUCCAUGUCCAUUGGUGGCCCACAGCAUCCCGCCACGAACCACCAGGAGCUUGGCGAACUCAAUUCUCAGCGACAGAUCCAGCCAGUCCAACCAGUCUACAACUCGCGCCCCAGUCACUCGGACCGUCCCCGACGCACGCGUCGCCGUUACGAAGAGGUCCCACGUCUCUAUUUGUGUAACUGGCCAGAUUGCGACCGCGGGUACUCUACUCUAAACCACCUCAAUACACACAUUGGCAACAAGAAGCACGGUUCCAAGAGGCUUCCUGGAGAGUUUCAACUUUUGCGUGCCCAACUGCGUGCAGAAGCGCGGAACCGCAACACGCAGGCCACCAAUGUGACUUUCGCCUCCGAGAUCGCCAGCAGGAUUGGAACCGGGCCGGUUUCCCAGCACGCACAUGUCGUGGGUACCAUGGAACAGAAUCCCCACCGCCACCAUGAAGCCACGCAUGCCCAGGGCGGCCAACAUCAUCCUGCCAACCCGGCUCGUGUCGCGACUGGGCAGUACUUUGACAUGCCAAUGGCGAACAACUUCCAGUUCCAGCUCCCCGUGGCAUCUGCUGUUGGCGACCCUCACACAGGUCACCACUACAGUGACUACAACGGUCAGGGCUACAAUCUUGGCACGUACGCCGCAAUGGUCCCUGAACUGCACAGUCGGUACGAGUCUCGCUCGGGCGACUCGUCACAGCGCACCUCUCCGACUGCUCCCCCAUCGCAGUGGCCUACCCACGCCGGUUACCCCGCCUCUGUCGCGUACGCCCCUUUUAGUGCCUCGCCGUCGGUCUACAUUACGGUUUGCCCCGACGAUGCCAAGGCUUCUUGGCAACACAUUCCGUCCGACACUUCUCAGACUAGCUCUAUCCCUGCCAUGUCUUCGGACACGACCCGUCCCACCACGGCGACCACUGCUGUGGACUCUCCAAAUGGCGAAUACACGUCUUUCGCCCCCCAUCCGUCGUACAACACCCUGGCAUCGUACCCUUUCGGUCCUACGUGCCAGCGCGACAAUUAA
Messenger RNA from Cutaneotrichosporon cavernicola, 1035 nucleotides. RefSeq lists its product as uncharacterized. The coding region runs from base 1 to 1035 and encodes 344 amino acids. NCBI's taxonomy places the organism in Eukaryota, Fungi, Basidiomycota, Tremellomycetes, Trichosporonales, Trichosporonaceae. The transcript is spliced from 2 exons. The record is from RefSeq and is a predicted model, not a curated record. Gene Ontology annotation, biological process: regulation of DNA-templated transcription.